Anopheles arabiensis is the source of this 2021-nucleotide messenger RNA. RefSeq names its product nucleoporin NSP1-like. The transcript is spliced from 2 exons. The record is from RefSeq and is a predicted model, not a curated record. NCBI's taxonomy places the organism in Eukaryota, Metazoa, Arthropoda, Insecta, Diptera, Culicidae. Bases 44 to 1885 code for a protein of 613 amino acids.
UACACGGUGCGUGAGCGAAAUCGCGCAAACCCAUCCAUCCACCAUGAAGUGUUUUUUUGUAGUACUAGCCGUGUAUUUAGCGUUAGCUAGCGCUGGUUACGUCGAGCACUAUCAAGGUGCAACGAGCUUUACCUCGUUCGACCUGAAGUCCGCUCCCAUCGUAGGCAGCAAGCUGGUGGUCUCCGGAGCUGCCGCCCCAGCCUACCCAAUAAAAGGUUCGACCGAUCACGCACCCGUUCGGUAUGAAGCGAAGCCAGUAAUUAGUACGGUUUAUGCGGCACCGAUCACGAAGACGCUGACCUACAGCACCGUACCGGUGCAGUACGCUUCCAGCCAUCAGUAUGUCGCUCCUGUCCCGGUGCAUGAUUGUACGCUGAAGGAACAUACCAAACUUGUUGCACCGAUCCAUGCCACUGUUUCGUACGGUGUACCAUCUGCCACUGUGAGCAAUGCUCAUGGCAUCUCGAGUCAGUCGGGAUAUUCGGGAGUUGGCUAUCAACAAGCUCAGAAGGUGCAAGGAGCGGCUGUGAGUAAUUCUAACUCGAUCUGGAAUCAGUCAGGAUAUUCAGGAGCUGGAUAUCAACAAACUCAGAAGGUACAAGGAGCGACUGCGGGUAUUGCUGGCAUUUGGAGUCAGUCUGGCCAUGCUGGAUCAGGAUAUCAACAAGCUCAGAAGGUUCAAGGAGCUUCUGUGAGCAACGUUGGCGUCUGGGAUCAAUCGGGAUAUUCAGGAGCUGGAUAUCAACAAGCUCAGAAGGUACAAGGAGCGACUGUGAGUAGUUCUAAUGGCAUCUGGGGUCAAUCAGGAUAUCCAGGAGCUGAAUAUCAACAAGCUCAGAAGGUACAAGGAGCGACUGUAAGCAAUGCUGGUAGCUGGAGUCAGUCGGGAUAUUCCGGAACUGGAUAUCAACAACAUCAGAACGUCCCAGUUGCCUCUUACGGUCCUAGUUCUACAAUCGGACAUACUGUAACGCAUCACUACACCGCUCCACAGUCGAGCAGCAUCAUCUAUACUCCUCCUAAAGCGAGUCUAACGAUCGGAUCCACUUCCUACGAAGGGCAUGGCAAUCAGCAGUCAGCAUCUUUCGGCACCUACAAGGAACAUAUUCAACCGGCACCUAUUAUUGAAACGCUCGUCGAUGUCGCGCCACCGAAGCUUAUCCAACAACAGCCAUCAGGAAGCUAUGGAGUUCCUGCAACAGACUCCAGCCUUCUUCACGUGUCCCAACCAGCGACGGUCAUUACAUCUUCCUCCAACUACGCAGCAACUGAGGGGGCUUGGAAGGGAACGAAGGCUGGCUAUGCUACAUCGCACCAAUACAAGACGGCAACGAUUCCAGCAAAACCGUCUGCUUUCUACAUCGCUCCAGCAGUAAAGCUACAAACGACUAUUUCAAAUUCUGGAGGAUGGCAGGAAGCUUCCAAAAACCAUGGCCACAGUUUCACUACUACUCACAGCUACGCAAACCAACAAGUGGCAGCUAACAAUGGUCAACAGUAUCUGCCACCGAAAGCGCCUGCCACUUCUUCCAUUGCGACAGGUUCUUCUCAAUCUUCUUCCUCCAAGGAUACUCCAACCACAUCUAGUCCAACUCGCGAAUAUCUACCACCACGAGAGUAUCUUCCACCACCAACGCAAGCAAAUGGUGGCAGCACUGCAGCCACCGUGUCCUACGGAGCAUCUUCCCAGGGUUUAUCCUCAAACAAAGUUUCUCAAUCACAAAGCUACGGUUCCAGCUCUACCGGCAGCCUAUCCACUCACGGUAGCGCACAGUACAGUGCAGCGAUUCUAUCUCCUCUGCACGUUACCGUCCAAAAGACACCCAUUCUAGCCUUCACCCCAAAGCUUCCCUGUACCCAAGAGCAUCAACACGUACAUCAAUAGGGUGUGUGUGUGAGUAAUAGACAUAAAAAUAAAUACAAACCCACUCCUUCUGUAGUUUUACGCCCAACAAAAAACACAUUCGUGCAGUAAUAAAUAAAAAAAACAGGUGACCUCCCGGGUCCCAGCACGUCUUUAA